CAAAGCCUGUUGACCUGAACAGGAACUUGGGGAAGGGACGUAACCCAGAGCGGCGAGGUGGAGCCAGCGAGGCCGGCUCCUUGAGAAAACUCAGAAAAGUGAAAGGGCACUGGGCACAACAUUCAGCUCAGGCUUGGCUUAGGGAGCUGAGAAGCAGGUUUCAGAGGAGGUUGCGGCUAAGCCAGAGACACAGCAGUGAGCACAGCUGGGAGAGGCUCGGGUACCAGCCAUGCUCGCAGCCGCAGGCUCCCUGGUGGCCUCCAUCUGGGCAGCGCUCCAUCUCCAGACUCUGCUGCUGGCUGCUGUCAUCUUCUUGUUUCUGGCUGACUACUUCAAAAACCGGCGCCCCAAGAACUAUCCGCCAGGGCCGAGGCGCCUGCCCUUCGUGGGCUGCUUGUUCUAUUUGGACAUAAAGCAACCUCACAUAGCCAUACAGAAGUUUGUGAAGAAAUAUGGGAACAUUUUAAGCUUGGAGUUUGCUAAUAUACCCUCAGUGGUUGUAACUGGCAUGCCCUUAAUCAAAGAAGUCUUUACUCAAUUGGAGCCAAAUUUUCUGAAUCGUCCUGUCACUUGUCUCCGAAAACAUCUCUUUAAAAAUAAUGGAUUGAUCUUCUCCAGUGGCCAGACAUGGAAGGAACAAAGAAGAUUUGCCCUGAUGACACUGAGGAACUUUGGAUUGGGAAAGAAGAGCUUAGAACAGUGUAUGCAGGAGGAGGCCCGACACCUUGUGGAGGCCAUAAGAGAGGAGAGAGGACAGCCUUUUGACCCUCAUUUCAAUAUCAACAAUGCGGUUUCCAAUAUCAUUUGCUCUGUCACCUUUGGGGAACGCUUUGAGUACCAGGACAGUCAAUUUCAGGAGAUGUUGAGGCUACUGGAUGAGGCCACAUGUUUGGAGGCAUCAGUGAUGUGCCAGCUCUACAAUAUCUUUCCAAAGAUACUUCAUUAUCUUCCUGGAUCACACCAAACAGUUUUCAGAAACUGGGAAAAACUGAAAUUGUUUGUUUCUGAUAUUAUUGAAAAUCACCGCAAAGACUGGGACCCUGAUGAGCCGAGAGACUUCAUUGAUGCUUUCCUCAAGGAAAUGACAAAGUACCCAGACAAGACUACUACAAGUUUCAAUGAAGAAAACCUCAUCUGCAGCACUCUGGACCUCUUCUUUGCUGGAACAGAGACAACAUCCACAACACUGCGCUGGGCUCUGCUCUGUAUGGCCCUCUACCCAGAAGUCCAAGAAAAAGUGCAGGCUGAGAUUGACAAAGUGAUUGGUCAAGGAAGACAGCCAAGCCUGGCUGACCGAGAGUCUAUGCCCUACACCAAUGCUGUCAUCCACGAAGUGCAAAGAAUAGGCAACAUCAUCCCUUUUAAUGUUCCCAGGGAAGGAGCAGUUAACACCAAGUUGGCUGGAUUUGACCUGCCAAAGGGAAUAAUGAUCCUGACCAACCUAACUGCACUGCACAGGGACCCCAAAGAGUGGGCCACUCCAGAUGAAUUCAACCCAGAGCACUUUUUGGAGAAUGGACAGUUUAGGAAGAGAGAAUCUUUUCUGCCAUUCUCAAUGGGAAAGCGAGCUUGUCUUGGAGAACAAUUGGCCAGGUCUGAGCUGUUCAUUUUUAUCACUUCUCUUAUCCAAAAAUUUACCUUCAAGCCCCCAGUCAAUGAGAAACUGAGCCUGCAAUUCAGAAUGUCUGUCACCGUGUCACCCAUCAGUCACCGCAUCUGUGCAAUUCCUAGGCUGUGAUGCUGAAGAAGGAAAAUUUGAAGAAAUGGCAUCUGCUUGGAAGACACUGGUGCUGCUCACAUUUGAGGGGAAGAAAUGAAGGUGGCUGGGGAAAUGGGUAUAAUGAGACUAAAGAGAUUGAAUCCAAUUAUAGGUUCCUAAAUGGAAAGCCAUUUAGGGGCUCAAUGACAGAUUUUCACCUAAGACUUUCAGAGAAAAAUGAUUCUUCCAAUAGAGAAAAUGCUUGCAGGGAUUGUGAUAAAUGGUGGAUUAAAUUGAUAUGGAAAUUGUAAAAACUAUAACAAAAGUUAUGCCUUUACUUUGCCCCUUCCAUUUCUCCUUUCAAUGACAUCCAUGCAUUUGUUCUAAGCCUGUGGGCCUAGUUCAUAUAUAGGGUGCAGAAAGGAGGGUGCCCAUCAAGGCGCUCCCAUUGGCUAAGUCUGCAGCUGUGUUACAUUGCUCUGCCUCUGAGUGGGCCUCUUGAAAGUCAAUGGGGCAGGAUAACUCCCAACAGGUAGGCUAAGCUAGUGCUGUGGAAGCAGUUUCUAUGAUUUACAUAUAGCAGUUGGACCUUGACCUAGGACCCAAGACAUGGUAAGGUAUGACCUAGCAGAUCCUGAAAGCAGGGUUGAGGAGCAAAUAGGAGCCAUUUUCUAAAGGAACUUCUUGCCUAGAAUCCUCCAUCAAACAUUUAUCCCUAGGCAUUCUCACAUAGGACUUUGCUGUGUUGGGUGUGAAUGUCAUUCUCAACUGGCCUUGAAGCUUAAGUGGUUCCAGUUAGCCAGAGUUCACAGGACCCCCAGCAGAAUGUUUUUCAGCAGGGUAUCAUAAAUGGUAGAAUCCUUUCUGGGUGUGAUCACUGAAGGCAGUUAUAAAGUAGGUCUAAUAACACUGACUGGAAAUUUUUAUCUACUUAUGAUUAAAACAACAAAAAAAAAAUGCCAUAAAGUGACCAUCACUCCCAAACCUGUUGGUCCUUAAGAAGUUAGACUCUAUGGAUUCUGCAACAACACAACAACAAACCAUGAUAUCAAGGAAGCACUUGUCUGUGAUAGCCUGAGGUUCCCAAGGAUAGAACCAAGGCAACUAUGAUGUAAUGCAUGAGAUGGUGUAAUGCAAUUGGGAUGUCAUGUAUAAGAGAAGAAUAAAUAAAUAACUAAAUAAAUAAUUAAAUAAACAAACAAAUAAAUAAACAGACAAACAGCUAAAAGCUAAACUAUUUACAAUAGAGGCUACUAUUGUUUAUCUUACAGUAUAAAGAUGUAUAAAGAUGUCUUCUGAAACCAGCUAACAAGAUGCUCAUGCAUGAAAGGAUACAAAGGACCAUCUGUCUAAACUCUCUCAUUUAUCACUCCAGCAUCAUAGUUUCAACAAGGGUCCCUCAGCUAAAUUCUGUCAAGUGAUAUAAAUAUGAAUUUAAUAAUGAUUUUAAUAAAAAGAAAUUCUACAUACUAUAUAAUAUAUAUGUCAUAAAUGCUGUCUUACAUUUUCUAUAAGGUUUACCUGAAAACUUAUAAGGCCUAGUGGUUUAACAAUAUAUACACAGGUAAUAUUAAUUCAUUGCAUCACUCAUGCAUGCCAUUUGAAUUUAAUCCUCUCUUAUUAAGUUGAUAUUGCACAAAAUCUUCUAAACAGAACAAUGGCCAUCACUUAAAAUAAGUACAGCUAAGCUCUUACACAUUAAUAUUCCUUCAAAUGAAGAGGAGAUAGACAAGGUCACUUGUGGACCUUUGCCCAAAUAUCCAUUCAUUCCCCAUAGCUGGUUGUAUGAGGUUAUGCCCUAGUCACAUGAGACCUCAAGGAUUUCUGGGUGUGUGGGCCAAAAUCUAAAAAUGGGGAAAAGAUCUACCUAUAUAGUAAUAAAAAAUUGUUAUAUAAACUGAAUAAAGGCCCUAACACCACCUUUAGAAAAAUUUCUUACAACUAAAGAUGAGUUUAUUUGUUACUGUUAUGUCUCCUGGUAUUUAAUUUUUUUAAUCAAGAGAAAUAUCUGUAUAAAAGUUAAAAUGACCAAUAAAUGUAAUUAUGGAUGUCUGUUUCUCUGAAAACUCC
Onychomys torridus (southern grasshopper mouse) is the source of this 3769-nucleotide messenger RNA. RefSeq names its product cytochrome P450 2J3. The record is from RefSeq and is a predicted model, not a curated record. Gene Ontology annotation, molecular function: iron ion binding; heme binding; oxidoreductase activity, acting on paired donors, with incorporation or reduction of molecular oxygen, reduced flavin or flavoprotein as one donor, and incorporation of one atom of oxygen. Lineage: Eukaryota; Metazoa; Chordata; Mammalia; Rodentia; Cricetidae. Gene Ontology annotation, biological process: xenobiotic metabolic process. Bases 230 to 1738 code for a protein of 502 amino acids. The transcript has 10 exons. Gene Ontology annotation, cellular component: intracellular membrane-bounded organelle; cytoplasm.